AUGGGAAUCUGUACAACCAAGAAGGAUGAAGUUCUUCCUGAGGAUUUAUAUCCCUGUGAUGACCAUGAUAAUGCUGAUGGAAACAAGAGUAUGGAGUAUUAUAAGAAGUUGCUGCUGUCUGUUGACUGCUCUGACUAUGAGGAUGAGAUAAGUAAGGAAGAAGAGAUGGUUGUUCUACCUACUAAAGCUGUUAAAAUGAUCAGUUCUUGUGGUCUGAAGAGGUCACUGAUUACUUCUCUAGAGGAGGUGGUUGAUACUGGAAAGCCUAAAAACACAAAGGUCAAGGAAGAAAGUGGUGAAAUAUCAGGUGUGUGCUGGAUUUGGUGGGGAAACAUACUCAUCAAUGGAAGGUGCUAUGUACGGGCUCCCAAGCUGCGCUACUCCUUCGAUGCUUUGAGGCUGCUCGACCAUCAUCGCGGGGAACUGCUUAGGAUCGCCUGGCGUGUUGAUGAUGAUGGGCCACGGUUCAACCACCCCCACUGGCCACUGGCCACUUGGCUAGCCGCGCCCUGCACUUGCCGCAAAAACACACACGUGCGCAUGGCUCCGUCUUUCCCUUCGUUGCCUCUCUUGGCCGUCCUUGUGAUCCUGUGCGCCACCAUGCCGGCGCUCCCUUCACCGUGUGGAGCCAUGCUCGAGAACGUCGUCGUCCAUGACCUGCUGAUGCUGGGCAGGUUCCACCGGUGGAUGUCCGCGCACAACCGCUCCUAUGCCGGCGCCAGAGAGAAGCUACGCCGCUUCGAGGUGUACCGCAGCAACAUGGAGUACAUCGACGCCGCCAACGCGGCCGGCGAGCUCGGCUACGAGCUCGGAGAGAACGAGUUCACCGACCUCACCCACGAGGAGUUCAUGGCGCGGUACACUGGAGGCGAAUUCGUCAACAACGAGGACGGCGAUUUUGUUGGUGACACGAUCAUCACCACUCUGGCCGGGGAUGUCCACGAGGGGCGUGAAACAAUGGAGGACGAGGAUAGCCUGGGGGUGGGACUUCCUGAAAGCUGGGAUUGGAACGAGCAGGGCUUUGUUACACCGGCUAAAAACCAACAGAAAUGCGGAGCUUGUUGGGCAUUUGCGGCAGUGGGAGCAGUUGAAAGCCAGCUGAAAAAGAAGACCGGGGAGCUACUGGAUCUAUCCGAGCAGGAGCUAGUCGACUGUGACUCGACACAAAAACCUGGCGGCUGCAAGGGUGGGAGUCCCUACAGGGCGUUUGAGUGGAUCAAGAGCAAGGGGGGCAUCAUGAAGGAGGCCGAGUACCCAUAUGAGGCACAGCAGGGGCAAUGCAGGACCAACGGGGACGCCAUCCGCAGGGGGAAGAUCUACCAGAUAGGGAUGAUGAAAUCAGAAGAAAGGUAUCUGCAGGAAGCCGUGUACAAGAGGGGCCCGACGGCCGUCGGCAUCGACUCGCGCGACCGCAAUCUGCAGCACUUCAAGAGCGGCAUCUACAAGGGGCCGUGUGGCACCGCACUGAACCACGGGGUGCUCGUGGUGGGAUACGGGGCCAGGGAUGGGGAGAAGUACUGGGUCGUCAAGAACUCUUGGGGGCAGACGUUUGGGGAGAAUGGCUUCUUCCUCGUGAGCAGGGGAGCCGAUGGAAAGGCCGGGCUGUGCGGUAUCGCCAUGAGAGCCGUCUACGCCCUCGUGUAGGGUAGCACACGCAACAUCAGCCCGGCAUGCAUGCAUGCAUGCAUGAGAUCGGUCGUCUUCUACAUCGACCUUGUCUUGGCAUGCAUGAUAUAUGCAUGGCUUGGCUUGUACGUGUUGCCGAACAAGAUGCGCCGCGUAUGUCUUCUUUUUUAUGUACUGCUAAGUGAAGAAUGACGUAGGGAGCCAUCGACCUCCCCUAGCGUGCGCGUGUGCCUUCUUUCAUGUAAACCAAUAUCUCCUCCUCGUAUGAAGGAGUCGUGUGUACGUCUAAUAAAUAAAUCAAUGAUGUCAAUUUGGUAGUACUUGUUUUUAUCUCA
This is a messenger RNA of Triticum dicoccoides, 1961 nucleotides long. Its product is annotated as senescence-specific cysteine protease SAG39-like. The transcript has 4 exons. Gene Ontology annotation, biological process: proteolysis. NCBI's taxonomy places the organism in Eukaryota, Viridiplantae, Streptophyta, Magnoliopsida, Poales, Poaceae. The record is from RefSeq and is a predicted model, not a curated record. The coding region runs from base 1 to 1644 and encodes 547 amino acids. Gene Ontology annotation, molecular function: cysteine-type peptidase activity.